Messenger RNA from Physella acuta, 448 nucleotides. Its product is annotated as calmodulin. Gene Ontology annotation, molecular function: calcium ion binding. The record is from RefSeq and is a predicted model, not a curated record. NCBI's taxonomy places the organism in Eukaryota, Metazoa, Mollusca, Gastropoda, Physidae.
GAACUGUGCACGUCCAACAUGAACUUCUUCAUCAUUGCUGCUGCCCUCGUCGGCUGCAUUUACGCACAAGGAGGCGACCUUGACCAGCUGUUCAACAGAUACGCUGGUUCAGACAACAUUAUACAACAGGCUGAAUUCAGUCGAUUUUGGCUUCACUUUGAUGAUGAUUCUGAUGGUGACGUCACGAAGCGGGAGUUUGACCAGGGCUGGAGACAAGAAGGCUUCCCCAACCCCGAUAACGCCCCUAUUUUCUUCGUAGAGUUAGACAGAGUCCCAGAUGAGGUCCUCAAUGCACAGGACUUCCCACACAUCUUCCGCCUGUUCGAUGAGGAUGGUGAUGGUGGUAUCUCACAAAGAGAAAUGAGAUAUAACUGGAACGCUUACUUCGAUUAAACAAUGCAACCUCCUAUUGUUUUUUUUUUUUGGAUGAAAUGCUUUGAAAUCUAUA